This is a messenger RNA of Suillus subaureus, 1614 nucleotides long. RefSeq names its product rab-GTPase-TBC domain-containing protein. Lineage: Eukaryota; Fungi; Basidiomycota; Agaricomycetes; Boletales; Suillaceae. The coding region runs from base 1 to 1614 and encodes 537 amino acids. The transcript is spliced from 12 exons. The record is from RefSeq and is a predicted model, not a curated record.
AUGUCAAACGGAAGUACCGGAAAUGAUGUUUCUGUUGCGGUAGCAUCAAAACCGGAUCCACCUUCACCUCUCGAUACACUGCUUUCCCCAAAGGGCCCAACAUACGACGAACUUUCCCCAAGAGGAUCUGUCGCGGAGUCCGACUAUAACGAUGUAAUCCUUGAUGACGAUCCAAGCUUCUCAACUGUUCCGCUCUCAGAAAAUACCAGCCUUGUCACAGAGCCAGGCGCGGACGAUCCGCUUCCGAAGCUGAACCGCAGGACAACUAUUUCAUCAACACCCUCGAAAGCUUUUUCUUCCUUACGUCAUUUCUCACAUAAGAAGUCUGCUUCGACAAUAACGAUACCAUCUGCUCCUGGAAGUAAUAUCCUUGCGCGUAUCGGAUCACAGGGUACCCGCGAUGAAAGCAGUAUAGAAGCAUUGCGGAGUGCUGGAGAAGGGCAGCAGAAGCUUCACGAAGAGUUUUUGCGCCUUCAUAACGAGCGACGUGCUGAGGCAACAGAAUCUGAACAGGGAGGCAUAGACUGGGUUCUGAUUCCAGUGCAAGGUUUCUGGGGAGCUGUCAUUUCAGAUUAUCAAGGUUUUGCAGCCUCGAAUCCCAAAAAACUAGCCAAAGCGAUCGAAAAAGGGAUUCCGGAUGCACUUCGUGGAAUGAUGUGGCAGUUAAUAACCUUUCCUCACCACGAUUUCUUUACCGAUGGACAGGGCAUCGGCCAAGAACAUCUUUUUAACGUUCUUAAAGCAUACUCAUUGUACGAUCCUCAAGUUGGUUAUUGUCAAGGUCUUCCUUUCGUUGUAGCAGUACUCCUUCUCAAUAUGCCAGACGAAGAGGCCUUCUCACUCCUCGUGAGGUUGAUGCACUCUUAUGAUCUCCGGGGUCAUUUUCUCCCAGAGAUGCCUAAACUGCAGCUCCGACUUUACCAGCGACAACAGUUCGAUCGAUUGAUAGAAGAACUAUUACCCGUGCUCCACGUUCAUUUCCUUAGACAAGGCAUUAAAUCUAGCAUGUUCUGCUCGCAGUGGUUUCUAACGCUCUUCAGCUAUCGGUUUCCACUAGAAAUUGUAGUCCGGAUAUAUGACAAUUGUUUGGCCAGUGGCAUAGAAGCCAUCUUUGCAUUCAGCAUCGUGCUGCUCCAGAAGAAUGAAGACGAGCUACUUACCCUCAAAUUUGAUGAUAUCCUCGCAUUUCUGAAGAAUAAGAUUUUUGAUCGGUACAAGAUCGAGCCUUCGGAAUCACCUGAAGACCACAUCACUGGUUCCGAUAAGAGCGUUAAGUAUGAUGUGGAUGCGUUCGUGGUGGACGCCAUCUCUAUGAAGAUCACGCCAUUCAUGUUGGACACUUACUCACACGAGUAUGAAGACCUUGUUCGGACCCGAGAUGCGCAUGCCAUCGAAAUCGAUACCUUGCGAAACAAUAAUCGCAGCUUGUCCGCGCAAGUGAAAGAACUUGAUACGAAUAUGGCGCAAUUAAAUGCAGAGCACGUCGAAAUCCUUAACCAGCUUGUAAUGGCUCGGCUACGAAACGAAGAGCUUGAAGAAGAAUUGUUACGCCGAGGCCAUGCACGAGAAUCAGGACUCCCUAUCAUCUCAUCGCUUGUCAUCUCCUCGGGCUAG